Messenger RNA from Tachysurus fulvidraco (yellow catfish), 1540 nucleotides. RefSeq names its product dynactin 5 (gene dctn5). The transcript is spliced from 6 exons. NCBI's taxonomy places the organism in Eukaryota, Metazoa, Chordata, Actinopteri, Siluriformes, Bagridae. The record is from RefSeq and is a predicted model, not a curated record. The coding region runs from base 113 to 661 and encodes 182 amino acids.
AACGCGUCAACAUGUGUGGGCGGGACUUGUCGGAAUACAGGCGUGCAAUAAUAGCUAACGCCCAAAUUGGGUAAAAUAAUCACGUCUGUGAGCUUUUCCCCUUUUUGCAGGAAUGGAGCUGAGUGAGAUUUUAUACAACAAGGCGGAAUACAUCGAGACAGCGUCGGGCAAUAAAGUGAGCAGGCAGUCGGUUCUGUGCGGAAGCCAGAACAUCGUUCUGAACGGAAAAACCAUAGUGAUGAACGACUGCAUCAUCAGGGGAGAUCUGGCUAACGUCAGGGUCGGCAGGCACUGCGUCAUCAAGAGCAGGAGCGUGAUCCGUCCGCCGUUUAAAAAGUUCAGCAAAGGGGUGGCUUUCUUCCCCUUGCACAUCGGAGAUCACGUCUUCAUAGAGGAGGACUGUGUCGUGAACGCGGCUCAGAUCGGCUCCUACGUCCACAUCGGGAAAAACUGUGUCAUCGGUCGGCGGUGUGUACUGAAGGACUGCUGUAAAAUCCUGGAUAACACCGUCCUGCCUCCUGAGACGGUCGUUCCUCCUUUCACAGUGUUCUCGGGAUGUCCAGGAUUAUUUACAGGCGAGCUGCCUGAGUGCACACAGGAGCUGAUGAUCGACGUGACCAAGAGCUAUUAUCAGAAAUUCCUACCAUUAAGCCAAAUCUAACCAGCGAACCGAUCCGUCUCUCACACUCGGGACUCUUUAUCCAUCAUCAUUUCUUCAUUUGCUAACAUUGGAUGAAACAUGAUGGAUGAUUCCAACCAUGUCCUCUGAUAAAGACCUGUAUAUUUGUCUGUUUUUUAUAUUUAAGUUUAAGCGUGAUACAUGGAAGCGUGUGUGUGUGUGUGUAAGGAAAAUGUACUGUGCAGGGAGAUUUCUCUGAGAAGUGAGUGAGUAUGUGUGUGUGUGUGUAAGGAAAAUGCACUGUGCAGGGAGAUUUCUCUGAGAAGUGUGUGUGUGUUCACAAGAAUAUAGUCAUGAGGUGCAGAUGUUAAGAUGUGGUUUUUAUGAAAGCCCGUAUUUAUUGUGUAUAUUCUGCAGCACAAUGUUCCUCUGUUUAAACACACACUCACCGAUUCGAACCCAUAGCAAAUAGAGAAAUUUAGCCUUAGUGGGAAAUUAAAGAUCAGUUUAUUUGCUAGACCCCUGGGAAGUAAUAGCUCUAGUGAUACCCAGGUCCUGUUUUGGUUGCCAAGUAUAACAUUUCUGUAAGACUGCAUUCGAAGUCUGAGCUCAGAACACUGUAAUUUCUGCCUAAUGUUGUUCGAGCUACAAAGCAAACUCGUACUGAUGGAUAUUGAUGUAGUUGAGGAGAGUUUUCCGAGUAGGAUUUCUGAGUUAAGGAGCGUUUUCUUUGCUUUUUUUCCUCACCGGAGGUCAGAAAUUAUGAGUUACAAGCUUUAUUCAGAUACAGCUCAGUAGACUAUUUGGCUAGUUGAGUGGAUUUAUACAGACUUAACGUGAACAAACAAGUAUCUCAUCAUGUAGAACAUUGUGUCUGCACAAUAAACGUUUCGACUUCACACAUAAAAAGUCUGACUGGAA